Rattus norvegicus (Norway rat) is the source of this 2350-nucleotide messenger RNA. The record is from RefSeq and is a predicted model, not a curated record. NCBI's taxonomy places the organism in Eukaryota, Metazoa, Chordata, Mammalia, Rodentia, Muridae.
GGUUGCACACAGGAGCCGGGCGGAAGCGGGGCUGAGGAGGAGCGGGUGGGAGGCGCCCGAGGGACCGGAGGAUGGCGGGCCUGCACCUGAGGCGGCGCCUUCACCGCGCGCACUGACCUGCGCCAAGCUUCGGAACUGAGAAUAUGGAAUGAGUUUGACCAGAUGAGAGGAAGGAUGAGCAGCAGGCUGGAGAGCAAGGAAGGGAGAUGUGAGAUUUUUAGGGAUGGUACCCUAAGGCAGAGCAUGAGUUAGGAUGGUAGGACUUCCUUUAGGGCGAGGAGCAUUUGACAACUAGGAAAAAGUUGUACCUUGGAAACAAUCCAAGGAAUUGUGGGUCGGAUGUUGAAUUUGUUGCCCAUGUUGCUCUGGGAGUUUGAGGACCAGGAGGGGGAAACAGAGACUUUAGUGUCUAAAACGUUGUGUGGCAGUUCUCAAGGAGAGAAGGAAGCGCAGUGAACAUCUAAUUCUUUACAUCUAAUUCUUUACAAAUACUAAGAGAAACCAGUUUACUGAUGAGCCCCACCUCAAGCUUUUCUGGUUAUUUGCUAGUAUUGUAGUUUUAAAUCCUGUUUUCAAACUCCCAUUAAAACGAGUCCUAAUGUACUUACUAGAUGUUUGGAGGUUGGGGUGUUGUUCUGGGUCUAGAACACUGGCCAAGGUGGUCCAAGGUAGAGCUAUAAUCUCUAGGCCUUGGUUCCCAAAUUUAAUGUAUCAUAAAACUUACUCAGAGACUUCGUGGUUUAAUAUUGGGAGCUUGUACUUUGUUUUUAUAUAUUUAUGGUCUCGAAAGUUUAGAAUUGGGGACAGCUAAUAAAUAAGGUUCUUGGGGAACAAGCCUUACUGAGUUUAAUCCUUGGAUCUCAUGUAAAGGUGGCAGGAAAGAACCGACUCGACAGUUGUUUGCUACUUUGUGGUUCUUUGUUCCACCCUUAAUCUACCCUUUCAGCCCCCUAAAAAAGAGAGAAAGAAACUGUUAUCCUGCUGAUGAGGGUUGUCAAGUUCCUAGGGUCAAGUUUGAUCUUCACCAUUAGGAUAUGCAAUUUCUUGUCUUUGCUCACCACUACUUAACAAACCAUGACCAACAACGAACAGUCAAACCUGGCCUUUAUGUACGCUCUGAAAAGUCCCGAGAAUUCCAAAUGAAGAUAUCUGCAGUUAGCAGAAUCACCCUCCUGUUAGAGCACGAGGAAAAAAUGUUGGAGCAAGAAGAAAAUGGCUUGUUUGAAAUACCAGAUUAUGAACAUGUAGAGGAUGAAACUUUUCCUCCCUUCCCACCUCCAGGCUCUCCAGAGAGAGAUCCUGCAGAAGCUGAACCUGAUGAAGGGAGUGGAGCACCUGUUCCUGUUCCGCCAAAGAGAAUAGUUAAAAGGAAUAUACCCAAGCUAGAUGCUACAAGAUUGACUUCAGAGAGAGGGCUUCCAGCCUUAAGGCAUGUAUUUGAUAAGACAAAAUUCAAGGGGAAAGGUCAUGAGGCUGAAGACUUGAAAACGCUAAUCAGACACAUGGAGCACUGGGCCCAUAGGCUAUUCCCCAAACUGCAAUUUGAAGAUUUUAUUGACAGAGUUGAAAACCUAGGAAAUAAAAAGGAGGUUCAGACCUGUUUAAAACGAAUUCGACUUGAUCUGCCUAUUGUACAUGAAGAUUUUGUUAACAAUAACGAUGAAGUUGAGGAAACUAACAGCCUUGAUGCAGCUGCCACUGGAUUUGAUGCCUUUGUGACAAGUUCAUCUGACAGCAAGAGGUUUGCUUCUGAAGCGAGUAGAAACCUAACAGAAGAGCAGCAGCAGAGAAUUGAGAAAAAUAAACAACUGGCCUUGGAAAGAAGGCAGGCAAAGCUAUUGAGUAAUAGCCAGUCCCUAGAAAAUGACGUGACAGUUGAAGAGAGCAGUACUGGUGAGAAUCAAGAAGAGUCAAAUGGAUUGAUCUCUGCUGAUGGUCCACAUGACGUUCCUUCUGCCAGCACACAGGAAGAAGGACAGUUGGAAGCAGAGGAAACACAGCUGGACCAUCCUAACUUAGACUAAUCCAGAAAUGUUCUAAGUAGCCAACCCUCUACAACAGAAUCCUACAGGCUUGGAGUUAUUUGUAGUUUUUUCUACUUUGUAUAAAUCCUUAAGUCUUAAGGCUUCUGUGGAUUCCUGUUUAAAAUACAAUGACUAUUUAAAUUGUUUCCUACUUAUUUUAGUAAGUCUAUUUAUUAUUUUUGGUGUUCUGUAUAAGUCUGACUUUAUAAGCUGUUUUGUAGUUUGCAUUGAAUUGUUUCUUACUAAAUUGGGUAAUGAUUAAAAUGUAAAUAUGCCCUGACUGUUAGGUCAGUUUUUAAUAAAGAAAUAAAUUAUUUUGUAAGCAA